Messenger RNA from Cataglyphis hispanica, 1695 nucleotides. RefSeq lists its product as uncharacterized. Lineage: Eukaryota; Metazoa; Arthropoda; Insecta; Hymenoptera; Formicidae. The transcript has 3 exons. The record is from RefSeq and is a predicted model, not a curated record. Bases 1 to 1695 code for a protein of 564 amino acids.
AUGUCGCCCACGAUUCCGAUACUUUCCGCUCUGCUGCUUUCGUUGAUAUCAGGAUCAACGGAAAGCGGACAGAGGAUGAAUUCCGUUAUGCUGUUUCGACAAACCCUUCGAUAUUGGCGGAAAAUAUACAAGACGUACCACGAGGAGGUGGCUCUGGGUUACUGUUGGGCGGACUAUUUGCUUGAGAUAAGCGACGAAUUGUCGACGAAUCUAUCCGCAUCGUCGCUCACCGCGACAAGAGAUUGCAACACGACGACGACCGUCAAGGCGACGAAAAGCCAGCGAAAUCCAUUUCCGCAAAAUGCAAUGGAUACGAUGAUGCCGCUUAUUGUUAGAGAAACACGGAAAGGAAAACAUUUGCGAGAAAAACUUUCGCAUACAACGGCGAGAUCUGCUAUUUCGAGAUUCACGAACGAUUCGGACGAACAUCGAAUCGUUUCGAGAGUGAAAAUGAUUCAAGAGAAAUGGAUGAAUAAAGUUUUACCAAUUAUAUCGAAUAAUGAGAAAAGUAGCAAAACUGAUGGAAUAAAAAGGAUUACGUCAAUGAUUGAUCUUCACAUCCAGAAAAAACGACAAGCAUUCCCGAUCGUGCCGAAACUUUUUCACAAUCAACGAAAGGUUCUACGCGAUCAUGAAUUUUCAUCUCGCGAGAUGCGUUCGAACACUGUUAAGCCGACGCCUAAUUCCAAGUAUGAUAACAAAGCCGGUUUUGAAUCAACGGAUCUCGAGAAGAACAAGCAUCUCUCCCGAGAAAGAUCGCUCAGCAAUCAUCCCUUCCGACAUUAUUUGCAGUCACGAAAAAAAAAUUCGAAAGUCGACGAAGUGUUGUCCGAUCCCUGGACACCGGAGAAAGGUCACGGAAUAAAAAGAGAUUCCGAAGGAGACCGCAUCCCUUUGAACAACUACGGAAGCUCCUUGUCGUCGCGUUUGCAGUUCCAGAGGAUAAACGCGGUCGCAGUGCGUUGUACGGGUAUCGUAAGGUCGACGAAUUCCGUCGGAAAUUCAUCGUGCAAUCCGGAGAGAGCGAUAAAUUCAGAGGUGUUUCGCCAGAAGCCCGAGGAAUUAUCUCGCGAUUCGCUUUUAUUGCCUCGCGGGAAAAGAGUCGGCGUCGCUGAGCGAUUGCCUCUUGAAUCUCGAGGAAGCGGAAGAGAAGCUGUUAAAAGAAACGCGAUCUCGCGAUUUGGCGAAAUAGCUGGGGGAAGCGAUACGAAAGAACGGCGCUACCAGCAGUCGAGAGUGGAAAAAAGAUCACGGAUCGAGAGGGAUGUUUCAGCGGCACCGGGAAGGAUACAUCCGUUCUUUUUGUCGGGAUUCAAACAAUCGCACCAGCAAAUGCUUUACGAAAAUCGCGUACUUCUCCGCAUCCCAACAGUUCCGGAAGGAUCGAAACAGGAUGACGACCGUAUCCGAGACGUGAAGAGUGCGCCUUCAUUAUCUCGCGUCGAACGAUUUAUAGAGAAUUACGAGAACACGACAAGCGGAUCCACUUUUUUUAAAAAAAUUCAAGAUUCAAGAUUAACCGCUUUACAAGCUCGUCAAUUAUCUCUGCGUUCGGUUAUUAUCACUGUUUUCAGAACAUUAGGAAUAUUCGUUCAAGUGGGUCGACAGAUCAUGGAUGUCGUUGAAUCAAAUGCGAUCCUCGCAUGUACAAAGGAGUACUUAUGGACCAAAAUCAUUAAAUGGAUUGAUGAAUAA